This is a messenger RNA of Adineta ricciae, 1596 nucleotides long. Lineage: Eukaryota; Metazoa; Rotifera; Eurotatoria; Adinetida; Adinetidae. The record is from the annotation of a GenBank genome assembly.
AUGAGUGUAGUCCGUCACUUUCUUCAACUUCGCAUCCGCAUUUGCGCGGUGAAAACAAGAGCACCGCUUAGUAGCUACAAUAUAUUAACGAUAAGACAACCAUUUGCAUAUACUAAACAUCUGGUCUCACAAAGAAAACGAAUGUCUAAUUCAAGUGGUUUAAUCGACAGCACAAGUCGGUUAAAACAAUUUUCAUGGGAACAAUGGGAUAAUCAAACGAUUGCUGUUAUUUUUCGACCGGGUAAAAACGGUCUGGAUCGUUACGUUCUCAAACGUUACGUUGAAACUGUUUUGAUGCAAUCUAAUCGAUGGAAAGCUUUAUCGUUCUAUUUUUCACAAAUCUCACCAGCGAUUCUUGCAUAUCCAUUGACAAAGCACGAAAUAGAACUUAUGCGCGACAUCUUCAAAUAUCAUCUACAGAAUGAAUCGUACGCGCGUAUUCUACAACUAAAUAAUCAAGUAAUCGAAUUCGAGGCUUUGCUUGAUUUGACUUCUCGUUCUCAACAAUUGACAAACUCGAAUCCGAACACUCUUAACCGUAAUUAUUUGAUGAAUGGAAACAAGCCGGUGAUACCAUGCAUUCUCUCCACUUACACUCUUCCCCUAACGGCUAAAAAUCCUGUCUCUUCGCCAACAACAUUACCAUCCCGAGUGCUUCAAUCACGUGAACCUGAUACGAUUGCUCAAAUUUCAAACUUAUAUUCGAAAGCUGCACUUUCACCUGAUCUCCAUCUCACCUUGUUUGUGAACGCAAAAGUCGAUGGCACGGGUUGGGUACAAAUCAACAAUGUCUAUUUGCCGUUUCUCAUCAAAUGUCGACAACGUCUUGUUCCUCAUCAAAUUCUUGUUGCGUGUAAAAUUCUACAAUCUGAAGACUUACGCUCGGUACUGAUACGUGCAUCACCCACAGAUGUUACUCUACUCAAUUCAAUGAUACGGGAAUGCAAAAUUAAUAAUGAACAAAUUCCUGAAAAUGCUCUGUUGAUCAAUGUACGGCAUGUUCUUGUCGGUACGAAAAAUCUCGUAUAUGCAAAGAUCUUACUGAAAGAUGAUCCGACAGCGAAAAUCAAUCGUCAAUACAAAAGUGUGCUGGCAACUCAUGGUGGUUCAAUGCUGAUUUCGACACAGAUCUUACCAUUUGUGUGUACCAUGAACUAUACCUAUGUUCCAUAUGAUUAUAUUUCAAGUAAUCAUCCUAAUUUGCAUCCACAAUUGAAGAAAGUGGCUCGUGUACCACAUACGAACGAAUUGGAUUAUUUACAAUUAGUUCGACUGUACUAUAAUGAUAAAGAAUUGCCGUCCGAUGCAUUGGUAAUCGAUAUCGAACAUUUGAAACAAGUUCAACUUGUUCCAUCGAAGACAAUAUCAUUACUUGAACACCAUGCCAAAGAGAAAAGCAAACUUGAACAACAGAUCAUUCGGUUGAACAAUGCAGCAGCGAAGAAACGAAAACAUCCGAACAAAAAACAAGAUAAUCAACAGCUACGACAAAAACUGAAGACUUCGAAUGACAUUCGUCCAGUCAUAGGUUAUUGUCCUGCGUCCAUAACUCUCAAACAACAAAAUAAUCCUCAGCACGGCCAAUCACAUUGCUAA